AUGGGUCUCCUCACCUUGGUCGAAGACCGACCGACUCCCAAGUCAGUCUACAACUGGCGAGUUUACUUCUCCGCAGCUGUUGCCGGAUCUGCAGCAAUUAUGAUUGGCUAUGAUAGUGCAUUCAUUGGCGGCACUCUUGCUCUUCCAGCUUUCAAGGAAGAGUUCGACUUCGCUUCCCUCUCAACAACGAAAGUCAACCUCCUCACGGCUAACAUCGUGAGCUGCUAUCAGGCAGGCGCCUUUUUCGGGGCUUUCUUUGCAUAUGCCGCUGGUCAUUACCUGGGGCGGCGCCUUGGACUGAUGUUUGCGGCCGGGGUUUUCACCCUCGGAGCUGGCCUAAUGUUAGGUGCAAAUGGCGAUCGAGGACUUGGCCUUAUCUACGGAGGCAGAGUGCUGGCGGGGCUAGGGGUAGGAAUGGCUUCUAAUCUCUCCCCAAUUUUUUGUGCAGAAAUCGCUCCCCCUGCCAUCCGUGGACGGCUGGUUGGUCUCUACGAGAUGGCGUGGCAAAUUGGAGGUCUAGUGGGAUUCUGGAUCAACUACGGUGUUGCAGAGACGAUGGCACCUUCUCACCGCCAAUGGAUCAUCCCCUUUGCCCUUCAGCUUGUUCCAGCAGGUCUCCUGUUCGCAGGUGCCUUUGUGAUCAAGGAGUCACCUCGCUGGCUCUUCUCCAAGGGACGUCGCGAAGAGGGACUUAAGAACCUCUGCUGGCUGCGUCAACUGCCUGCAGAGCAUAUUUAUAUGCAAGAAGAAGUCUUUGCCAUUGACAAUGCAAUCGAAGAUCAACGUGCCACGGUUGGUCUUGGAUUCUGGCAACCAUUCCGCGCUGUCAUCAACGACCGAAAAACCACUUAUCGAUUCCUUCUUGGUGGCUCUCUCUUCCUUUGGCAGAAUGCCACUGGUAUCAAUGCUAUAAACUACUACUCUCCGACCGUGUUCAAAUCUAUUGGUAUCACCGGCACCAAUACCUCACUUUUGACAACCGGUAUUUUUGGCGUCAUCAAGACCGUCAUCACGAUAAUCUGGCUCUUGUUCCUUAUUGACAAGCUCGGCCGUCGCUUCCUCCUCAUCUGGGGUGCCAUUGCUGGCUCCCUCUGCAUGUGGUAUAUCGGCGGAUACAUCGCGGUCGCCAAACCCGCCAACAAUCCCACUGGAAGCCUUUCAUCUGGUGGUGUCUCUGCAAUGGUUUUCUUCUAUCUAUGGACGGCUACGUACACGCCGUCAUGGAACGGGACUCCCUGGGUUUUAAACUCCGAGAUGUUCAGUCAGAAUGUUCGAACGCUGGCACAGGCGUUCGCCGCUGCUAACAACUGGUUUUGGAACUUUAUCAUUGCACGAUUUACACCUCAAAUGUUCGCAACAAUGGGCUACGGCGUGUACUUCUUCUUCGCUUCGCUCAUGCUUUGCGCCGCUGUCUUUGUGUUCUUCCUCGUUCCUGAGACGAAGGGUGUUCCUCUCGAAGCUAUGGAUCGCCUUUUCAGCAAAGAAUACCCCGCCCGCCACGCUCACAAGCAAGUCCUUGCCACUCUCCGCAUUGAGGAACAAGAUUUCCGUCGUCAUAGCAUGGAUUAUACCGAGAAGGCUAAUAUCGCUGUUCAGGGUGACCAUCACGUGGAGAAGGUGUAA
This is a messenger RNA of Exophiala aquamarina CBS 119918, 1623 nucleotides long. RefSeq names its product quinate permease. Lineage: Eukaryota; Fungi; Ascomycota; Eurotiomycetes; Chaetothyriales; Herpotrichiellaceae. Gene Ontology annotation, cellular component: membrane. The coding region runs from base 1 to 1623 and encodes 540 amino acids. The record is from RefSeq and is a predicted model, not a curated record. Gene Ontology annotation, molecular function: carbohydrate:proton symporter activity. The transcript is spliced from 3 exons. Gene Ontology annotation, biological process: carbohydrate transport; transmembrane transport.